Molecule: messenger RNA, 6505 nt
Organism: Trichobilharzia regenti
Lineage: Eukaryota; Metazoa; Platyhelminthes; Trematoda; Strigeidida; Schistosomatidae
Source: the annotation of a GenBank genome assembly
UGCAUUUGGUUGUCCCUUGAAAACCGAAAACCGCAAUCUUCAAAUGGAGUAUCAAUAUACUGCUUUUCUACACUAUUUUACAUAUUAACUUGUAUAAAUAUCCAAACUAAGACUUUGCUGUGUCUGAGAAGACAGUCAUCUGUAGGCUUACAUGCCUAGCGGAAUUUACAUUUCGUUAUGACCUCUACAAGUAGUGAUAUUGUCCCAACAGGCACUGUAAUCAAGGAAAGGUGGAGAGUUUAUAAAAAAAUUGGUGGUGGUGGUUUCGGUGAAAUAUAUGAAGCAGUUGAUAUGGUAACACAGCAAAAGGUUGCUGUUAAAGUCGAAUCGGCCCAGCAACCAAAACAAGUAUUAAAAAUGGAAGUUGCUGUACUAAAACGACUUCAAGGGCGUGCGCAUACAUGUCGCUUUAUUGGUUGCGGAAGGAAUGAGCAAUUUAAUUAUAUAGUAAUGAGUCUACAAGGGAAAAAUUUGGCGGACUUAAGGCGGUCAACUCGUCGUGGUUGCUUCACUAUUAGUACGACUGUACGACUAGCUCGUCAAAUGCUCGUUGCUAUUGAGAAUGUUCAUAAUGUCGGAUUUCUUCACCGAGAUAUAAAACCGUCGAACUUCGCUCUAGGAACUGGGAUUGGUCCAGGGGCAGUGAAUCCUCGACAGAUUGUACUUCUAGACUUUGGAUUAGCUCGUCAGUACACAACAGCAAAUGGUGAUAUUCGCGCCCCAAGACAGGUGGCUGGUUUUCGUGGUACUGUCAGAUAUGCUUCUGUUAAUGCUCAUUUAAAUAAAGAACUUGGACGACAUGAUGACCUUUGGUCACUGUAUUAUAUGCUUGGGGAGUUUAUUGUUGGCGAAUUACCUUGGCGAAAAAUUAAAGAUAAAGAACAGGUUGGUUUGAUGAAGCAGACUUUUGAUCAUAAUCAAUUACUGAAGUUUAUGCCACGUGAAUUCAGACCAUUUCUUGAACAUAUUCAAAACCUGACUUAUUUCGAUCGACCAGACUACAUGUAUUUACAUUCCUUACUUAAUGCAUAUAUGGAGCGUCGUAGAAUAAAUGAGGCAGAUCCAUUCGAUUGGGAGACGGUAGUCGAACCUAAUACUACUGGUGGUGCUAAUGAAACUAAUCAACAUCAUACAACACAAGCCGUGGCAACAGCCCAACAGGUUGCUCAAGUUACUGUGGCUGCAGCACAAGGUGCAUUGGAUGUUUCUAAGCCACGCAAGGGUAUUGUUUCCGGAAUGGGUCAGAAUCGUACAAGCGCUGCUGGUGCAACAGGUGUGGUGGGAUCUAGCGGAUACGUGAGUGGAAACAGAUUGGCCGGAAGUAGUUCUAACCUUGCCGUUGUGGGUCCUGGUGCAAAUACAUCGGCGCCUAAUGUAGGAAAAACUUUUGACGUUACCGCCGGUCAUGGUGCUUCAAAUAGUGCUGUUAUGGUUCCACGAUCUGGUAUAGUUUCGCAUCACCGUAAUGCUGUUGAUGAACUUGUAGGUAACCAUAAUUCGCAGCAGCAAAGUAACAACACACCCCGUAAAUCAUUUCCAAAUACGGGUGCACGGUCACACCGACCUGCUACUACUCCUAGGCUUGUUAAAGAAGCUGGGGCUGCAAGAGCCCGUGAAGCCGCUUCAAGAGAUGCUGGUAAGACCGACCAGUUUUAUUCGUCACAUUCUCAAGCUUUGCGUGCGUCUCCUUCAGCGAAGGGUGGUAAUACAGACUCAGGUUGCCAACCUACAGAUAACUCUGUACCGAAUAGUUGUGUUUAUCGUACGAAUGAUCCAAAUAAACUUCAACCUGGUGUGGGAACUACAAGUAGCAACUCAUCCGCUCGCCGUCCUAUAAGUGCUGGGGCAACUCAUCUGCGAAGUAGUGCAGGUACUCUCGGAAGUACAGCAAGUGUUGCUGGAGCUGGUUCAGGUACACGAUGUGAUACGAGUUGUACACAUGCAGUUAUUGUUAUGGUAGAUCAAGGAGAAAAUAGCAAUUAUCAUGAUAUGACGAAAGCUGUUCCACUUACACUUGCAAGCCACUGGAUUGCAGGUGGUGAAGAUGAAGAAUGUUCCGUUAUUUCUGAAAAUGAAGAUGCGGGUGUUGGGAAAAUUAAAUGUGCUGGUUCUUCUGUUGCGAGUGCCUCUGGUGGAAUCGGAGGAGACUAUGAUGCAUCUAAUUAUUUAAACAAGGUUAAUGGUACAAGUAAUCAGUUGCCUGAAUGUGGGACUGGAGAAGGGGAUGAAUUAUUUCCAAAAGUACAGCCUGAAAAUGCGAACAAUAACAAUAAUUACUUUUGUAACUGUGAUCCUAACAUAACAAAUUCCCAGCGUAUGUUUCAGACCUCUGGAGACGUAAAUAAAGACAUUCCAUCUGGAUCCUACUUGGAACAAGAUUCUGAUGAAAAUAGUGCAGAAAAGUCUUCAAAUAAUCCACCUUUUGGUGUAUCUGGUAGACAAGUUACUGUUCCCUCUCAACAGACUUAUGGAGAAGUCGAGGCGGGCUCUUAUAGACACAAUACCAUCAAUUCUUUCGGAAGUCGUGGUGUUGCACGUAAAUUGUCUUUGGGUUUUCGUCGACAAAGAGCAUUGCCUCAGUAUCUUACUUCGGACACAAAAUUACUUCCGAGUUAUGGUAUGCCAACAACGAAAGAUACUUGUUUAGCCAAUUCACCAACGCGUUUGAAAUCUUUUAAAGGUGAUAGUGAUUGGAAUUCUCGAUAUGGCGACGUUUUGCCACAGUCACCAACUCCCUUUUCACGUUCUACAAGUCCAUAUUAUCCACAUGGUUUAGAAAUUGUUGAUGAAAAUAUUAAUGUUCCAGUUUCUAAACAUUCAGCAUAUGUUUUUCAAGAAAUGGUAGAUCGUAGAGGUCGUAGCCAAUAUAAAGACGUUCAUGACCAUGAGCCACGUGGUCCGGACAAGUUAAAUGAUGAAUUCUACUGUGAUCCACUUGGAAAUUCUACUGGGCAUAAUAAUAGUAAUUAUUUAAAUGAAUGGAAAUUUAACCAAACAAAUAGUCGUUUUCCGACAUCACCUCAAAUAAAUUCUCCGAGUUCACUACACCACUUACAAAGAAGUGAAUCACCACAUGAUAAUCAAACCAAUCAUAUGAGUAGAUCAGUUGUGUUAUCUCAAACUGGUGAUUCACCAUCCACUUACAUUGUAAUGCGUCCACUACGAUUGAAUAAUAGUUCAAAUGAUGAAAACGAGUUAAAUUUAAGUCAAACAAAAGUAGAUCCACCUCAUUCAUAUAUUCCUGAUGGCCCAAUUCCGUAUAAAUCACCAUUCGAAUAUUCUUCAUCUCCUUCUGUGACAAAACCACUAACUGCAGUAUCACGUGAUUAUUUCCGUUCACGUCCUGAUAUUUCUGUAACACGCCAACAACACCAUAUAUCACAAUCGAAUAAUUAUUUUAGCAAUACAACACGGCGUCCUACACUGUCUGUAGCACAAAAUACUUUUCUCAGAGCACCGUUUUCGAAAUCCGAACAUAAUCUUGUGCAUGCUGUGGAUGGUUUACCUGACAUGGAGAAUAGACGUUUUCAACAUACAGUCGAGGAUGACAGCUAUUUGUUGGUUUGACAGAAUGCAUCGCAAAGAAAGUUCUUCUUUAAAAAACUGAGCCUGUUGGAAACUUUGUUACAUGUGAUUCAAUGGCCGAGGCUAAUUAUUCAAAUGCACAACAUCAGUCACCAUAUCUACUAAUUAAACCGUAUCAGGAUGCAUCACAGCCUUCUGUUGCUACAUUUGAACGUUUAUCAAGACCUGAUUCAACUAUGUAUCUUAUUCGACCAACACGUGCAGUUGAUAUAUAGUUUAAGGUUAUACACAUAUAUUUAUAUAUAUCAUGUGAAUGAUUUAUUUCUGUAAUACCUCCUUCAUUUCUGUUGUUAACUAUUUAAAUGGAUGACCUGAAAAACAAAGACCAAGUGAACCAAUUCACUAUUCAAAUGAUUCAAUUAUCGUCUGUACACAGUGAUAUAUAUAUAUUUAAUAAUAUUAGACGAUAUUGUUCAUUACCAACAUUGUAUUACAAGGACUAUUUUUAUUUCAUUCAUUUAUUUCCUUAUUGUAUGUGUUCACAAUAUACCAGUACUAAUUCAAUUUUACAAUGCACCAUAUUUCAUGUACAGUGUUCAAGGCAGAACAUGCCAAUACUGAUUACCUGUAAGACUGCUACUUCUUAUUUUGUUUAUGCUUAGGACAGCUUACUUAUGUAUUCGUAGGACAUACUUGGAGAGAAAAAGAACACAACAACAACAACACACCAUUGUAUUCAGUAUAAAUUAGGCUGUGUAUUACGCAUGGAGUCAGGCGUAUAUAUGUAUGUGCUUUCGUGUAUAAUGUGAUGAAUGAAGGAAGUGUACCUUAACAACUCCAUCAUUUUCAUCAAAGUGGUAUUUACAACUUUUUCUUCUUUCUUUUCUUCUUUAACUUUAUUUAUAUCGAACCACAAAGUUUUCUUGAUAUUAACAUGCUCUAUUGGUCAUUUUGUGUGUGUGUGUGUGCGCGGGAGCGUGUAUGUGUAUGCUGGUUUCUUCAUUUCACCUUUCUUUAUUUAUUCCAUUACAUAUCACACCAGUAAUUUCUUGUUCUUCAUAUUUUUACCAAACAAUUCUUUGUUCAACUAUCAAGGCAAUACACAAUUACCAAUAUUAUCAUUAUUAUUAUUACCUACAUAUUUGUGUGUAUUUCGAGUAUAUAUAUAUAUAUAUGCCGGUUUGUGUGUGCAAAAUAAAUCCUACCUCCGGAUGAAUCUGCAUGUUAACAAAAAAGACGGACACAUAUAUACAUGUAUGCGUGACGUGUAGCUUUGGAUCUUAUGUGGCACUCUAUAUGCGUAGAACUUCUGUACUACUAUCUUCGUAACUUUGUGUUUAUUUUCAGCGCUAGAAAUUUCACCUUCAGCUUACACUUUUCCUUUACACUCACCUCGCUCUCCUUACAAAUAGUCUGUGUGUUUAUUUUUGUUGUUAUCGUUGUUGUUUAUAUUGUUCAAAAGGAGCAGUAGAAGGCGAAGAGUAGACAAUGAACCACAAUGUCUUUCAUCCAGAAAUUUUUUCCUCUCCAUCUAAUAUGCACUUUUUACUUCUAAUUUAAAUAUAAUUUGUGUGUGCGUAUGUAUGUGUGUAAUAAAUUUUAUUUCUUUCUUAUAAUUUUAUUCUGAAAUACAAUGCACAUUUAUGUUAACUAUUUUCAUUUUUCUAAGAUGAAUAACUUUGUUUUGUAUAGUAAACUAUUUUAUUUUAAGCGUACAAAACAUAUAAAUAAAUGUAUGGGUUAUGCAUACUUCUGUUUCUGUAACAGUUUAUUACAUCUCACAUUCCAAGCAUUUAACAUCUUAAUAAUUGCUUCUCACACCCACUUAUUAUCAAUCUUUUAUUGUUUAUGAUCUAUAGAGUGUCUCUGUCUGUAUGCAGAGCAUGCUUGUCUUUCUUCCUUUAUCUUUACUUACUCACUCACUCUCCCUUCCUCCCUCCCUCCCUCUCUCUCUCUUUCUCUUUAAUCCUUAUAGUAGAACUCCUUCAUUCUUUCUAUAACAUUUUAUUUUUGAAAAUUGCAUUUCAGAAUGUUAUUUUUUGAUGUUAAUUCGGUUUUUUUUUGAUUUCAUAUAUGUGAUGAUUAUUUUGGCAAGUGUCCUCUUUUUCUUUUCUUUUCUUCUGACGGUUUCUAUGAUUUACAUUUUAAUCUUAUUCUUUCUGACUGUCCUGAUAAAUGUUAUAAUGUAUCUAUCUCUCUCAGGUGUGUAAAGAGAUGUAGAUGUGAUAUAUAAUAAUACGCUAUUGCUGCCCCGGUCUUCAAUUCCAAUACUAAUAUGCUACUAAUAUAUACAUAUUGCUCUUACUCCUUAUAUACAUGUUGUGUGUAGGUAAUUUUUUUCUAUCCACUUCGUCUUGGCGAUCUCUUGAUAGAGCUGUGACAUUCCUAAAAGUUACAUAUAUAUUAUGUAUACAUAUAUUAAGACAUUUAUGCUCAUAUAUAUAUAUAUUUAAAAAUAAGCUUUCUUUUAACGCUAGCAUAUUACAAAUAUGCUUUCCUUGCAUAUGUGCAAAAAUGUAUUAUCUCCUUGCUGAAGGGAAACACGAAAGUUGCCAAGUAAAUUUCUUUUUUUUAUUUUUGAAGAACCUCAUUGAAGAAAACAAUGUAUCUCAGAUGUUUUUCUUAAAACAUGCAUAUUUAAAUAUAAUAUACUUACAUGUAUAAAUAUAUAAAAAUUUGUAUGCAUAGUGUAGACAGUUAUUCUAGUACUUUUCUGUUUUACUCUGCGUCUAUGUGUAUUUACAACUGUUGUCCAUUAUGGAAGUGUUCCUGUGAGUAUAAACACGUAUACAUUGAUCCCUGUAAGCAGUAUACUGUGAAUGCUGACACAAAAUAGUGUCACUGUGAUUUAGCCUUGUGUCCGACCGUCUAACUAAUCUAAAAUGUGUAACGGAAUCCACAGAGGAUGUACAGCAGCAAUUAGUGUAAAGUAGUAGAUUGAUUUUGGAAGAAAACUCUAAGUAACCACGCUUAGUUACAC